AUGGCGUCAGGUCUCGAUUCCUUGCUGCACCGGCCGCGUCCCAAGCGCACAGCAGACGCUGUGUCCGUCGUUUGCAUCUCUGACACGCACAACCACCAGCCUCGACUGCCCGACGGCGAUGUGCUCAUCCACGCCGGCGAUUUGACCCAGUCCGGUUCGUUCAUCGAGCUCGAGGAAACGCUGGCCUGGCUGCGCCGACAAACGCACGCGGUUAAGAUUGUCGUCGCCGGAAGCCAUGGUGUAUUGCUCGACGAAGCCAACAGAGGCCAGCGGGAGGAGGACGAACGGCAGCACCGCGCCCUCCACUGGGGCGACAUUGUGUAUCUCGAAAAUGACGAGACAACGGUGACCUGCCCCAACGGCCGGCGGCUGCGCGUAUACGGAAGCCCACUCUCGCCGCGUCACGGAAACUGGGCCUUCCAGUACCCCCGCGCGCAUGACGUAUGGGCUCAACGGACCCCUCCGAUUCCAGGCACCGAUGUUCUCAUCACACAUUCCCCACCACACGCCCAUCUUGACCGACAGCUCGGGUGUGUGCACCUCUUACGGACAAUCUGGCGCGUACGCCCACGGCUUCACGUCUUUGGCCAUGUGCAUGAUGGAGCGGGCACGGAGUGGGUGCAGUUUGAUGCGCUGCAGUCUGCGUACGAGAAGACAGUCCUGGAAAAUGGCUGCUUGCGCAACAUGCUCAAUCUGGGCCGGGUACUUGUCCAUUUUGUUUGGUUACGAAUCUGGCCCGCAUCGGAAACGACAAAGUGUUUGCUCGUAAACGCGGCCACAGUUGGCGGCUUACGGGAUGACACACUGCGACAGUCAAUUCAGGUUCUUCUAUGA
Molecule: messenger RNA, 834 nt
Organism: Sporothrix brasiliensis 5110
Lineage: Eukaryota; Fungi; Ascomycota; Sordariomycetes; Ophiostomatales; Ophiostomataceae
Product: phosphoesterase
Exons: 2
Coding region: 1-834 (277 amino acids)
Molecular function (GO): hydrolase activity
Source: RefSeq, a predicted model, not a curated record